Drosophila melanogaster (fruit fly) is the source of this 7297-nucleotide messenger RNA. It is a transcript of the gene RhoGEF64C, whose product is annotated as Rho guanine nucleotide exchange factor at 64C. Gene Ontology annotation, molecular function: guanyl-nucleotide exchange factor activity. Gene Ontology annotation, cellular component: cytoplasm; medial cortex. The coding region runs from base 1022 to 6976 and encodes 1984 amino acids. Lineage: Eukaryota; Metazoa; Arthropoda; Insecta; Diptera; Drosophilidae. The record is from RefSeq and is marked reviewed. The transcript is spliced from 11 exons.
UCAUUCGUCAGUUAACCGUCGUGCAGCUCGAAACGCGACGCGAUCUGUUGGAUAUAUGCAAUCCAACGGUGAUAUAUAAACACGAUUCUUCUUCGCCGAAGAACGAACGUUUUGUGUGUGUUUGUGCAGGUGUUAGUGCGCGGUGUGCGUGUUACCAUUUGCAUUUUGGCUUUUUAGCUUUUAACUCGCUUUUUUCGUUCCAUUUCGCCGCGUUGCAUUUGCUCGGCGAUUGCAUUUCUCGGUUUCUUCGCUUUUGGAUCGGCUUUCGUUAUUUUUGGUUGAGGCCUUAAAAUAGCCUUUGCCGUAAUUACUGGGCUGGCCGCAAGAAAACGUGUUUGUGUCUAAACUACAGUUACAACCAGAGCAGCCGUCGCAGCUGCAUUUCACUCGAAUGUGCUUGCCGAAAAGUAGAAAAUAUAAUAAAUAAGAAAGAAAGAAGAGAGUGCUCGCUAUAUAGAAGGAAAAACGUCACUCGGUGUAUACGUUCUUCUUCUAUUUGUUCGCCUGUUAACAUUGUGCUCAUAAUUUAUUGUACCCAGCGAUAUGCAAAUAGAAAGCAACAAAUUUGUACAGCAAGUGGAAUAUUUCAACGUUUAAUUUGGGCCCCGAAGAAACCCAAAAAGUGUGCAGCGUUUAAUGGCCAAUGGAUAAAGUGAGUUGCCCAACGAACGGAAUCGGAACUCACUCCGUGGCAAUUUGCCUUAAAAGAUAAAAGAAAAAACCAGGCAACAGCAACAGUAAGAGAAAAACCAUUGAAAAACGGCCAAGACACCGAGAUUGAACAGGGUCGCUGGUUGCCAUGGCAGCGUCAUCAGGGAUCUUUGACAUAGAAUCGCCAUCAGUGAUUACGAGAGAAGAUUCACCAUCGGGCAUAUUACAAUCCAUUGCAGUUUCCUUCAAGUCAUCUAGAACGGAAGCAGCAGGCGGUUUUCAGCUGAUGAGCAACAAAGGACAGAGUGCAUCGGAGCCAUUAAUUUAAAUUGGGUAUUAUGAGCGCACUAGCAACACGAACAAAAAGCUCAUGUACGACAAGUCAAAGAAAUCGUGGAGUCAGCGGCUCAAGACGCUCGGCAGCGGUGACAGCGUGGACAAGAACGCUUCUCUAGCCGCCGUCAGCGGCAUGCAGGCCAUGCAGCAGUUGCAGCUGCACAUGCAGCAGCAACACCAGCAACUGCAGCAGCACCAGCAGCAGCUCCAACAGCAGCAGCAACAACAACAGCAGCAGCAACACAUGGCCCACCAUGGCCAUCCCCAGAUGUUGACCGCCUACCAACUGCCGCCGGUUCCCGCCGCCGAGUUCCUGCCCAGCGCCCUCUCACGUUCGAUGAAGUACGCGGAGCCGUGGAUCUACGGAACUGUUCGUGGUAUCCCGGCCCGCCCAUCCUACGGAUAUCAUCCACAUGCUGCUGCCAUUUUCGCAGCAACGGAGGGAGUGCCGGGAACCACAGCUCUGGCCGUGGUGAUCUGCUCCUGUGCCGAGUAUCUGAAUGGCACGAAACGUGACGUGAAGAAGGCGAGUGUGUGCAAGAAGUGCAAGGGUUCGCGACUGCCACUGGCCACCAUUGGUGGCACGGGUGGCACAGUGCGUCUGCCGGCUGUCAGCGGUUCGAGCAGCUCGCGUCGCCCCAUGGCGGCCACCAUGCGUGUGGUGAGUGCGACGAAAAAAUCACGUCCCUCCAUUCUGGAUCCGCAGAAGGAUCCCUACGACCUGAUGCGACGCACGCGACUCCUGUCCCCGGAGCCAAGCUCCAAGGAAGCGGACAGCAAGUCACGUAGUCGCAGUGAAACGGUGGCAAAUCAGCCGAGGGGUCGCACUCGCACCAGGGCACCUCCCCCACCGGCCCCCAUACAGAAAUCUCCAGCAGUGGCAGUGCCAACAGCAGUUCCCGAUCCCACGGACUGCUGGCUCAUGGAGGAUAAUGAAUCCCUGCUGCAGAGCAGCGGCCUAGCCUCGAGGGCUAACAGCCGGCGAUCCAUACUCCGCUGCCAUGUCAAUCCCUAUGAUCUGAUCUCAAGCGAAAACGGCAAGCUCCAUAGUAACCUAAGGAAGCCCAACGACCACUUUGAUGUGGCCGAUGCCCAGCUGAACGACGACGAGCUGGGCGAGCGAAAGAGCAAGGGCACCAGCAAGUUCUACAGCGGCAAUGUGGCGGCCAUAGCUGGCCAGCGUAUUAGCCUGGGCGAUAAGUCCGGCGACAGCUCCGAUCCAGGUGACAGCUAUGAGCGAAUUAUUAUGGUUUCUGGAGGAGAGUCGACGGCGUCUAAUGGACCACGACGACCGCCACGCAAUAAAAAAGCGGAUGAGCCAGCGGAAAUGCCCGCAGCAGCAGGCGCAGCAGGCGCAGCAGGCGCAGCAGCAACAUCACCUCCUGCAGCUGCAGUAACUGCAGCAACAGCAGUCAAGCCCAAGGCUGUGACUCUAGCCAAAGUGGAGAAAAUAGAGAAGGACAAUGAGUCAGCUUACACAGUGCUCACUGUAACGCCCACUUCGCCAGCCAUCAAGUCCAUAUUGAAGCGCCCCACGACUCUCGAAUUGCCUGGAGUGGGAAUGUCUCCUUUACCACUUCCUCCGGUUAACAAUUCUGGAUUGGUAACGCCCGCGGGCAAGUCACAGUUCUAUAUACCGACGCCAACGGGGACAGCUGCCACGCCCACGUCCUCCAGCACGCCCAUGGCCACAUCAACACCUACACCCAAUGCCUCCAUCACAGCGACAACAGCGGCAGCCGGAGCAGCAAUCACGCCGGGUUCACGCAAAAAAGUGCAAUUUAUGGUCGAGGAUAAAAUCAUAGCCACGACUGCGACAGCAGCGACAACUGAUGACAGCGAUGCCAGUGCUGUAGCAACGAAAACAAACUACGAAUACUACAAUCGCAAGCGAAAUGCUGCAACAGCAACAGCAGCAGCAGCCACAGCAGCAUCAGCAGCAGCAGCAUCACCGCCGACAGCAGCAACAUCAACGGAUCAGCAGGAGGCAACGCUGUUUGCGGCUGACAUUGAUGAUGAGCAUAACUUUACAACUUCCGGCGAGGCAGCUCCGCCGUUCAUAAAACCGGAUAGUUUGCAUUAUGAAGAUGUUCUGCCAGGACCCCAAAUAUUUGACAGCAGCGAGUCCUCUGCCAAAUUAUCACUGCCAGCGGAUGGGUCGCCGCAUGUCACUACGAGUCCUGUCAGCGUUUUACCCACUGGCACAUCAAAUGGAGUGGGAGGAGCAGGACUAGGACCAGGACCAGCAGGGGUAUCUGGAGAAGAAGCACCAGCAACAGCAGCGGCAACAGCAGCAGCAACCCAAAAGACGACAGCAGCAAAUCGCGAUUAUGACGAUGAUGACGAGCACAACGACAAGGAUGAGAGUCACGACAACAAACCCAACGACUUGGCUGAAAGGGAACAGGACAGAGAGGGGGAUAAGGAGCAGGGUCGGGCUGGUGAGCUGGGGAUUUCGAGGCAGGAGAAGAAGGAUGCUGGUGGAAAGCCUGCGGCAAGUCAAAAGCGUGCAGCACAAACGACACAAUCGCGAAAUCCCAUCAGACGGGCGCACAGUGAACGGCAUUUGUCGACCGCGCCCCUGGCCGCCCACGGCCACGCCUCCUCCGCCUGCGCCGCUGGUAGAAACUGCCACUCCAUCCCGAUGACUCCGCCAGCUAGUGGGCCACAGAAUGUCAUUUUAAAUUUUAAGGACACAAUGGCGCUGCGCAUAAAAAGCAACCGCAGCGACUCGAGAGAUUUAUUUCAAAGGCGGCCCACGGAGCCACCGCCACCUCCGCCUCCCAAAGGAGCAGGCAAAGGAUUAGAGCCGCUGCCACAUGAAAUCAAUAAGUCGCCUCUAUCGCCCCAAAGGACGGUGGUGCGGGUAGCUCCGUUCAAGCCGCAGCAGCAGCAGGUGGGUGGUAGUGGUGAUGGCUUCACCCACGAGGUGCAUCGCCUCAAGAUCUCCCACAGCGAGGAGGAUGCGGAUUUGGGCGUGGAGCUCCGCCGCAGGCCCAAUCUAUUCCUUUCGUCACCCGGCGAAGAGGAUGCGGCUCCCAAGAAGACCUCCAUUCUGAUUAGCGGCGAUGAUUGCUACUCCACGAUGAACCUAAGUGCAAAUGCCGCACAGCCGCUGUACCAAUCCUCCGUGGUGGUGAAUAGCCACUCGGCCACGAGUGUUUGCAUAAGCGUUAGCAGUGCUGAGGAGCAGGAGCAGGAACUGAAUCAAUUGAACACGCUGCGCAGCCAGCAGAUGGGAAUGGGCAUAGCCAUUAUACCAAUUCGAGGAGCCAGCGAGGUGAACCUUCAGAGAUCGGUCUCCUGCAUCUCCUCCACUUCGAGUAGCUCCACCUCCAGCAGCAGCAGCUCCAGUGGCCGGGGAAGAACCCUUAUUCGCUUGGAUUACGAUAGGGAAAGGAAGGGAUCUGCCACCAGUAGUACUCCCAUCAACACGCCCCCUGUCAUAAGUUCCACACCAGCUACACCACCGCCCACGGACUUGCCAAUUGAAAACGCAAAUCCCCUGGUUCCCCACGAGACGGAGCUCUUGAAGAUUCUUCGCAAUCCCGUGGAGGCAGUGAAACUUAACCUGGUACCACAUGUGUGUGGCUUGCGAGCUCCUACUCGUGAAAGUGGGAAAUCCAAGAAAAUUCAGGAAGAGGAAGUGUCAGGGACACCCGUCAAGGAUCCCGGUUUCAUAGCCAAGCUCCUGCAGGAUCCGAUGCUGGGUCAGGUGGCGGAGGGACUGGAGACCGAGACUGUGGCGGAACUUAUUGAGAACUCACUGCAGAGACUACAGCAAGCCCGCAGGGGAAUCGACAUGAGCGGCACCAAAGACCAUGACGACAUGAAUCGCCUGAUCAGCGCCUCGCUACAGCGCAUCCGCCUGGAGAGACAGCCGGCGACACCUGGAAUUAGUGCAACCAAAGAGGAGGACCGCCUGUCCAAUCGGGGCAGCAUCAGUUCCGCCAACAGCUUUGCCUCUGCCCACAACUACGAGCUCUUCGAUUUCGAUGGCGGAGCUGGUGGCAAUGAGUCUGAUUGCUAUCAGAGCUGCUCCAGCGAACUGACUGCCUCGGGUAUCUUGGAGGAGGAUUCAGUAAGUCCUAUUAAAGAUCCUGAAACUGAACUGGAUGCAGCCACGCGUGCCAAGUUCUAUCAGCUCUUGGUGGAUGCAACUCUGGCGGAGAUCGAGCACUCAACGCACAUGGAUCAAACUUUGGGAACUGACAGUGAACAUCACUACGAGUCGAUUCGGCACAGUGGAGAUCCCAUUUACGAGGAAAUCCAUGAGGUUCCACCGCCCCUGCCACUAUCAGCUCCACCUCUCAAUGACGCAGAGCUGGAAAAGAAGGCUGCUCGAUCCAUUUUCGAGGGUGCCUCUAAGUACGAUAUCCUAUCUUAUUUGGUGGAUGCCAAGGAGCGGGGUUUGGCCCGGGAAGAAAGCUUUGAUUAUGGUAACAAUCCGAAGAUUAUAGAGGAAGAAGCUGCUGAUACCCUAAGUGACUUGGAUAAGCGGCAGGCGGAGGAGCGGGAGAGGGAUAGGGACAGUGGACAGAGCAGCAUGAGUUCCUUAUCGCCACCACCCCACAAUUUUAUAUGUGGUGGAGCAGGAAAGUCAUCUGGGAGCGAUGUAGAACGGCAGGACUCAGGAGUUGGCUCGGAAACAAGUAAGACAUCCCGCAGCAAGUACCAGGCCACUCCCACUGUACUCCACUUGUGCGAGGAUUGCGAUGGAGCCGUGGAAAUGCAGGUGGGCGAUAAUGGAAUCCUCUAUGCCCCACUGGUCUGCAGGAAGUGCGGCAAGAAGCGCGUGGAGCGCAAGGAGAUCAUUACGGAGAUCGUGGAGACGGAGGAAAAGUACGGCAGGGAUCUGCAGAUCAUACUGGAGGAGUUCUGCCACCCCAUGCUGGUGGCCGGCCUGCUCACCCAGGAGCAGCUCUCUGCGAUCUUCCUGAAUACGGAAGAUCUGCUCGAGAACAACCAGACGCUGGCCGAGCGCAUGCGCGACGCCCUGGACAUGUCCCUGGAGCAGGGCGACGACGACCUGCUGACGGUGAACAUAGGGCGCAUCUUUCUCGACUUCACCCAGAUGCUGCACGCCUUCGAGAGCUACUGCGUCCGCCAGGCGGGCGCUAGUCUGCUGCUGGCCAAUCUCGAGAAGGAGAAGGAGCUGCUGCGCAUCUUCCUCAAAGUCUCGCAGAUGGAGAACGCCGUGCUGCGGCGCAUGAAUCUCAACUCGUUUUUGAUGGUUCCCGUUCAGCGCGUUACGAAGUAUCCCCUUUUACUGGCCCGUCUUUACAAGGUCACACCCUCCCACCUCGAAGGUCGUGAACUGCUGAAGCAAGCCCAGGAGAAGAUCGAGCUGCAUCUAAACCAUAUCAACCAGGAGGCCAAGGAUGUGCCUACCAAGCUUUGGCGCCGCAUCAGCUCAUCCAGUCCGAACAGACGGGCAUCCUGCGAGAUCGACAUGAUCAACAUCAAGUUGCGCAAAAUGGCCAUCGAUGUUUUGGAGUGGAAUCACGACGAAGUGCGAUUCGCCAUGGAAGGGCGCCUCCUGUACACUCAGCCCACGGACAGCAAUUGGAAGAAGGCCCGCACCAUCAAGUUGACCCCGGUCAAUGCACUUUUGGUUACGAAUGGCAAGCCAAGUGCCAAUUACAGGGCAGAGAAGGCCAUGUCGGAAAAACUGAAUUUCCCGAAGCACACGGGCAUCCGCGAGGCCUCCUUGCUGCUGGUGAAGGAAAAAUGCGGACGGUACACGCUGAUCCGGGAGCCGCUCUAUCUGGACAGAUGUGUCGUGUGCAGCGAAGCGGAUUGGGAUGAUUAUUUCGAAGUGCAGGAAAUUUCAUCGAAGGACACAUUCAUAUUCAAAGCGGAGGACGGCGUAAGGACGAAACAGUGGUACACACAGCUGCAGUACCACGCCCAGGGCAUGGGGGCGUGGCGAAAGAGGCGUAACGCCCUGGCCAACAUCAUGAUCAACGGAAUGCUGGCGCGGAGCUAGCCCAAUCCCAAAAUUUCCAGCUUGAAGCAGCCAGCCGUCUAUCUGGCAAACGAUUAGAUGACAAAGGACAUAAAACUCAACAAUUGGUUAUGCAUUUAAUGUGUAUUUAUGCGCUAUUAACCAACGAGCAAUUUGGUUUCGUAAUUAUAAUUUAAGUGAUAUACAAUUGAAUCGAGCACGCAUAACGCUAGUUAGUGUUUACAUAAUACGUAUACCUAUAUCUAUUAUCUAUACCAAUACCACUACUUAUACUAUGCAUAACCAUACGUACACACGAAUACCCUGAACACAAUGCAAUAAAAUACCAUACACUAAUUAAAC